This is a messenger RNA of Aspergillus neoniger CBS 115656, 708 nucleotides long. Its product is annotated as LysM peptidoglycan-binding domain-containing protein. The transcript has a single exon. Lineage: Eukaryota; Fungi; Ascomycota; Eurotiomycetes; Eurotiales; Aspergillaceae. The record is from RefSeq and is a predicted model, not a curated record. The coding region runs from base 1 to 708 and encodes 235 amino acids.
AUGAAGGCUUUCAGUCAAUCGCUUCUGGCUCUCUCGCUUGCAUCAGUGGCUGUUGCAGCAGCAGCUUGCAACACAUCAGCACUGAACACGACCACUUAUAAUUAUUAUAUCACGGUGGAUGGCACAACAGUCUUUGAUGUUGCACGUGCCACCAAUCGCGGUGUUUGUGACAUCGGCCGCCAGAACCUCAUGGCCGAUGUAACUAUUGUUCCCAAAGUGGGCGAGUACUUCAUCAUCCCUCCCGAGGUGUGCGAGCCAGACAAUACAUCCUGUCUCUUGCCAAACAUCAAUGCUACACGCACCUGUAUCUACGGCGGACCUCGUCUCUACUACACCGUUCGGGGAGACACCUACGAAGUGAUUGCCCGCCGACUGAACAUCACGGUGGAAUCACUGAUGCACGUGGAUGGGCCUGCAAAUGAGACGUUAACCAAUCCUACUUCCCCGACGGCGGAAUUGGAUGUUGGCCAGUUUAUCAAGGUGCCUCAGUGCGAUCCUAGCCAGUGUAUCAUCCAGCCUUACGUCUUCAAGUGGGGUGUGUACAAGGACCUUGCAGAGAAGUACGGCACUACAGUGGGCCAAAUCAUGAUGAUGAGCCCGACGUACAACUACAGCAGUCUGGCUUUCUCACCUGAGGGCAUGUACCCUCCGAUCAACCUCCCGAUUAACUGCACGGCUUUGUCGAACAACAUGACUACCCUUGAUUAG